ACUGACAGGUCGAAAACGCGAAAAGCAAGUGUUGUCAGGUUUGGCUGGCACCCACUGUUUAUAUAAAGCGAGGCAAUGUGAUCGUGGUGACGUAGUUCAACGUGAAGAUACGUGACGUUAUGAAACUGCUACUGCUGUUUGUCCUCGUGUGUCUGGUGGCGCCAUCUGUUGGGUGGAGAAGACGGAGAUUUAGAUUCAGGUUGAGAAAGGCUCUAACCGCGGUACAAGUUUAUAAGGCUGUCGGACCACUUCUUGGUAAAAGAGACGUUGCGAGUCUCGACCUGAACCAGGACGGGUAUAUUGACCAAUCAGAGGCCGAGGAGCAACUCAGCAAAAAGGAUGCGGAUGCCCUGAUGCAGAUGAGCGAUGAAGGAGACGGUGCUCUGCCUGUCAGCGAGUUUGUGAGGAUGGUUCACGAAUAGCCCAGAUACUUCUCAUCUGGCGCGAUGACAGCCAAAUCGUGAUCCUGUACCACACACAUGAUACAAAAUAAAUAAAUCUGCAAUGCAA
Molecule: messenger RNA, 510 nt
Organism: Haliotis rufescens (red abalone)
Lineage: Eukaryota; Metazoa; Mollusca; Gastropoda; Lepetellida; Haliotidae
Exons: 5
Coding region: 120-422 (100 amino acids)
Source: RefSeq, a predicted model, not a curated record